Molecule: messenger RNA, 1935 nt
Organism: Trypanosoma grayi
Lineage: Eukaryota; Euglenozoa; Kinetoplastea; Trypanosomatida; Trypanosomatidae
Product: ribosome biogenesis protein ENP2
Exons: 1
Coding region: 1-1935 (644 amino acids)
Biological process (GO): maturation of SSU-rRNA from tricistronic rRNA transcript (SSU-rRNA, 5.8S rRNA, LSU-rRNA)
Cellular component (GO): 90S preribosome; small-subunit processome; nucleolus
Molecular function (GO): protein binding
Source: RefSeq, a predicted model, not a curated record
AUGCAGGUGGCGCUCCACAACAAGGUGAAGACGUACAAUCUCACCGCCGGCAAGUCGCUGCCGGAAUGGCUGAGUGAGCGCAAGAAGAACAAGCGGCUCGCCGGUGGCCAGCACCGCAUUGAGCUCGUCCACGAUCUCGAGUUUCCGCACUUCGCCCGCACCGUCUUCCGCACCGCGAACGGAACGCACCUCUUUGCCGCAGGCGACUACCCCCCGCGGCUGAAGUGCUUCGACGUGAAUCAGCUGAGCAUGAAGUACAGCUUCAACGCCGACAUGCCGAUCCUUGGCGGCGUCUCGCUCUCGCCCGACUUCCGCAAGUUCGCGCUGCGCGGCGAGGGGCGCCAGAUCACUGUGCACCACUCCGCGGCCAUUGUGGAUCGCGUGCGGGUGCCGCACACGAUGCGCUGCCUCGCGUACCAUCCGUACACCGCCGAGCUGCUGUCGAGUGGGACCUCGCAUGAGAUCUUCCGCCUCAGCCUCGAGACUGGCGGCUUCGUCGAGAGCUAUAAGACGCAGUGCGCGGAGGGUGUCAAUCACGUGGAGGUGUUCAAGAAUCACGGCCUGGUGUUGUGCGCCGGUGUGGACGGCGUGGUGGAGGCGUGGGACAGUCGCGCAGCAACGUGUGCAGCACGCCUAAGAGCUGUUGGGCCAGGUGCCUCCUCUGGUAUUGAUGAGACGUGCGAGCUGCGCCAUAUUGCUGCCGAUGACGAGACGGGGCUGCUGUUUAGCUGCGGUACGGAGUCAGGGCACGUGCUGCUGUACGACCUUCGGCUUCAGAAGCCGCUCAUUGUGAAGGACCACAUGAACUCACUCCCGAUUGUAAAGACGUACUUCUUCCAAGGUCGAAGCACCUCCACCGGGGAGGCGACGCACGUGCUCUCUGCUGACACCCGCUCGCUGAAGGUGUGGAGUAAGAAGGACGGCAGUAACUUCACCAGCAUCGAGGCCCCUGCAGACAUCACCGACUUCUGCGUGCUGCGCAGCCAGCACAACAUGGUCGAGCCGUACGAGUGCAGUGAUAGCGGUGUGGUGUGCAUCUGCUGCGACGCGCCGCGGGUGCAAGUGCACUUCAUCCCACAGCUCGGCGUGGCGCCUCGGUGGGCGUCGUUCCUCGAGGUGCUGACGGAGGAGCUGGAGGAGAAGGAGAUGACGACGGUGUACGACGACUACACGUUCGUGUCGAAGGAGGAGAUGGAUGCACUCGGCAUGACUGCGGAGGACCUCGCGGGUGGGAAGGUGCGCCCCGUCAUGCACGGUGCCUUCAUCGAGAACGGUCUGCAUCGCGAGCUGAAGGCCGUCGUCGACCCCGGCGCCUUCAACCGUUAUGUGCAGGAGAACGCGAAGCGCAAGACGCAGCAGCGCUGGGAGAACCGCAUCAGUAAGUUCAAGCGCGUUGCCAACGACGACGCCGACGACGCUGAUGACGCUCCUGCUGCUGCUGCUGCCGAUGCGGCGGCGGGGGGAACGGGCGCGAAGAGCCAAGUGCUGGCAGCGGCGAAGGCGGACCCGCGAUUCCAAAAGGCGUUCAACGGCAGCAGCGCCGCGUCUUUUGCGCUGGACCCGUCCAACCCGGAGUACGCCAAGUUGCUGCAGGUCAUCAACGAGCGCCGCGCACAAGCAAGUCAGCGGCGCCAGCGGUACGAGUCCGAGCUCUUCUCCAUCGUCCCCGACGCCGAGAGCAACGACGGCAGCGUUGACAAUGAAGACAGGCACAACGGCCACAGCAGCAGUAACAACAACGAUGACGAUGACGCGCGGAGGCAUCUGAAUGGGGUGCAGAGUAGCGGCAAGCAGCAGCAGCAGCGGCGGCGGCGGCAGCGCGCGCAAGAGGACGAGGCUGAGGCGGCGGACGGCAGCCAACGGAAAACAAACAAACAAAACAACANACCACCAGCAGCAGCAGGGGCAGGGGCAGCGGCAGGUCGCGUUUUAUGA